This is a messenger RNA of Nerophis lumbriciformis (worm pipefish), 3117 nucleotides long. The record is from RefSeq and is a predicted model, not a curated record. NCBI's taxonomy places the organism in Eukaryota, Metazoa, Chordata, Actinopteri, Syngnathiformes, Syngnathidae.
AUGCCACGGAAACACAGCGGGGACGAAGGCGCCACCGGGCUCUGGAUGAGGACUUCGCCGGGCCACCUCGCCGAAGGCUACGGCAUGAAAGAUGUCGAGUCCGGACGGAAGAUGAUGAACAGCGCGGGAGACGGCUUGCUGUCGCCCACCAACGCCGUCGGUGCCGGUGCUGACGCUUCCGACAGCCACCGUGGGAAGCAGGGAGCCCGGCUCAGUUUGCUCGGCAAGCCGCUCAUAUACAGCGCGCAGAGCGGCCGCAGGAAUGUGCGCUACCGGCGGCUCCAAAACUACCUGUACAAUGUGCUGGAGAGACCGAGAGCCUGGGCCUUCAUCUACCAUGCCUUUGUGUUCAUCUUGGUCUUCAGUUGCCUGGUCCUCUCAGUUUUUUCUACCAUUCCAGCUCAUCAGGACUCCUCCUCUUACUGUCUGCUUAUUUUGGAAUUUGUCAUGAUUGUGGUGUUUGGGUUGGAGUACAUCAUCCGCAUCUGGUCGGCAGGAUGCUGCUGUCGCUACAGAGGAUGGCAGGGACGAAUCCGCUUCGCCAGAAAGCCUUUCUGCGUCAUUGACAUCAUAGUGCUGAUUGCAUCAGUUGCUGUGGUGUCAGCAGGUAGCCAGGGCAACAUCUUUGCCACUUCAGUCCUGCGUAGCCUUCGUUUCCUACAGAUCCUGCGCAUGGUGAGGAUGGACCGAAGAGGGGGUACAUGGAAGCUGCUAGGUUCUGUAGUUUACGCACACAGCAAGGAACUGGUUACUGCUUGGUACAUUGGUUUCUUGGUUCUCAUCUUCUCUUCAUUCCUUGUCUACCUUGUGGAGAAUAAGUUCAACAAGGAGUUUGCCACAUAUGCCGAUGCCUUGUGGUGGGGCACGAUCACUCUCACAACAAUUGGCUACGGGGACAAGACACCAAAGACAUGGACAGGAAGGAUGUUGUCUGCUGGUUUUGCACUGCUGGGCAUCUCUUUCUUUGCCUUACCCGCUGGUAUUUUGGGAUCAGGUUUUGCUCUGAAAGUCCAAGAGCAGCACAGACAGAAGCACUUUGAAAAGAGGAGAAACCCUGCAGCCUACCUCAUACAGUGUGUUUGGCGUAGUUAUGCGGCUGACGAACACUCGGUUUCCAUUGCUACCUGGAAGCCUCACUUGAAGGCGUUGCAUACCUGCAGCCCUACGAAAAGAGAACACGGAGAACCAACUACAAGCCAGAAACUCAGUUUCAAGGAACGAGUGAGGAUGGCUAGCCCAAGAGGUCAAAGCAUCAAGAACAGGCAGACAUCUUCAAUGAAUGACCGUCGUUCUCCAGUGGCAGAGGCUGGUACCGAAGGCACCAGCCCUGCCAAGGUUCAAAAAAGCUGGAGUUUCAAUGAUCGUACACGCUUCAGACCCUCACUGCGCCUUAAAAGCCAGUCGCGUUCCACCACUGAUGAUUCUAACAUGGCGGGAGAGGACGGUUUUGAUGAGAAAGGCUGCCACUGUGAGAUAUCAGUGGAUGAUUUGCUGCCUUCUGUCAAGUCUGCCAUUAGAGCAAUCAGAAUAAUGAAGUUCCAUGUCGCAAAAAAAAAGUUCAAGGAAACUCUGCGCCCUUAUGAUGUGAAGGAUGUGAUUGAACAGUACUCUGCAGGUCAUCUGGACAUGUUGUGUCGCAUCAAGAGUCUACAAACCAGGCUGGACAUGAUUGUAGGCCCACAGCCCCUGAGCAGCCGUGCCAAGACCUUUUCCUCCCCCUCUCUGCCUCUCUAUUACAACCAGGGCAGAAAGAACUCCACCCAAGGGGUGGACCAAAUCCUUGGCAAGGGUCAGAUCCCUCUGGACAAGAAGAUUCGUGAAAAGUUGUUGUCUGAUGGAGAUCUGCUGGAGGACAUGAGCAUGCUGGGGCGUGUUUGUAAAGUGGAGCGCCAGGUCCAGUCCAUUGAGUCGAAGCUCGAUUCAUUGCUCGACAUCUAUCGCCAGGUCCUGCGGAAGGGUUCAACCACAGCACUCACCCUUUCCUCUUUGCCACUGUUUGAGCUGGAACAAACGUCUGACUACCAGUCCUCUGUCUUCAGCAAGGAUCUGUCCUUUCCCAGCCAAGUCAACAGCAACAGCGGCUGUGUCACACACUCCCCGACCAAUCCCCACUUGUCUCAGGGAGGACUCCAUCUCAUCCUGGCGACACCAAAUGAUCUUGACAUCAAUACCUCCAGCACUACACCUCCCUCUGGCCCUACUUCCUCAUCUUUCAGUCCAUCACCAUUGCCACACCAUUAUCAUCUUCACCAAAACAAUUGUCAUCCUCAACACCAAACCCAGGAUCAGUCCACAACACCUGAAAGUGGCAAUGAUGAAACUGUAGGGAGUUUUCCGCCCAUCGUGACGCCAAACAGUACCUGUAGUGGUAGGAGUGGAGGAGCAGCAGAUGGGGAAUUUAGUCUUCUUGCCAAGCUUCCACCACCACCUCCUCCCAACAGGAAUGUAGGUCUUGGCAACUUUAUGCGAGCAUCCUCCAAUGAAAAUUCUCAAAUCGAAGCCUUCUGUGGAAGACUAGGAUUGCAAAUAAAGGACAGUAAUGUUGAGCAGGGAGUUGGCCCGGGUGUGGGUCUGGGGACAAUGGGAGAGCACCCACGGGGUUGUUCCAACAACAAGGGUAGACUAAACACCAAGGAGGAGGGCUCUUGGAGAAGGCACAUGAGCCUUGAGCUGGAGACUGUUGCCCCAGCAAGUCUAAGCUGCUGCUCAGAUCCAAGUCAGGUGGAUCAUAGUUUGGAAAAGUCUAUGUCAGUCCAAGACUUGAUGCAGACAGUCCAGGGCAAAAUGCAAGACACCCACUGCAACAUAUCAUCCCCGGGCUCUUCCAGUGGCUUCCAGAGAAGUUGCCAAGACCUAGCUCGAAGGACAACUGACAAUAGUGGUUGGGUGGAAGAAGACCUUUUUAUCAAUGACAGGGAAGUGGAGAUGCAGGGAUUUGAUUUCCUGCCACAUGGAACAGUUGAAGCUCCCUCAUACUCCUCAGAGCUCUUGAAAAUAGAGGUCAUGGCAAGAGGGGGUAAACAGGGGUCCAACCAGAGUCUGUCCACUGGUCACUUGUCCUCGCCUUCUGCUGGUGGCACUGAAUUACUGAAAAUGCAACGUGUUAGAUUAAAAUAG